Messenger RNA from Empidonax traillii (willow flycatcher), 576 nucleotides. It is a transcript of the gene RPL13A, whose product is annotated as ribosomal protein L13a. The transcript has 7 exons. Gene Ontology annotation, cellular component: cytosolic large ribosomal subunit; ribosome. NCBI's taxonomy places the organism in Eukaryota, Metazoa, Chordata, Aves, Passeriformes, Tyrannidae. Gene Ontology annotation, biological process: translation; negative regulation of translation. The record is from RefSeq and is a predicted model, not a curated record. Gene Ontology annotation, molecular function: mRNA binding; structural constituent of ribosome. The annotation marks the transcript as partial.
AUGCGGAGCGGGCGCGGCCACGUGGAGGCCCCCGAAGCCUCCGGUGACCCCCCGGCGGUGCCGCAGGUGCUGGUGAUCGAUGGGCGCGGACACCUCCUGGGUCGGCUGGCGGCCAUCGUGGCCAAGCAGGUGCUGCUGGGGCGCCGCGUGGUUGUGGUUCGGUGCGAGGGGAUCAACAUCUCCGGCAACUUCUACCGCAACAAACUGAAGUUCCUGGCGUUCCUGCGCAAGAGGAUGAACACCAACCCCUCCCGGGGGCCCUUCCACUUCCGCGCCCCGAGCCGCAUCUUCUGGCGCACCGUCAGGGGGAUGUUGCCCCACAAGACCAAGCGGGGCCAGGCGGCGUUGGAGCGGCUCAAGGUGUUCGACGGGAUCCCUCCCCCCUACGACAAGCGCAAGCGCAUGGUGGUCCCGGCCGCGCUCAAGAUCAUCCGGCUCAAACCCACGCGCAAGUUCGCGGUGCUGGGCCGGCUGGCCCACGAGGUGGGCUGGAAGUACCGGGAGGUGACGGAGGUGCUGGAGGAGAAGCGGAAGGAGAAGGCCAAGCUGCGCUACGACAAGAAGAAGAAGCUGAUG